AAGGGCUUGACCCAGGAGACCUUUAACAAGUGGGACAGAAAACUGAACCCAGCAGAAGGAGCUGACGGGCAGAGGCAGAGGCCCCACGCGUGUUCCCUGUUGGCCGCGGAGCCCCGGCUGUCUCCGAGUGCCCAGCGCCCCGGAGCCCCGGAGCAGAUGGUUCAGGAGGCCACAUGCACUAAGGGUGAAGACGCAGCUGUGCUGCUUGCUGCUUGCCGUGUGGGUGAGCCGAGCUCCAUGGUCUGUCCUCUGCGAAUGGAGAACAUAGCAGUAGCACCUCUGAGGUGGUGAGGAGUCCGUAGGGCAGGGCCGGGCAGCAGGCACAGCCGGGGAACCCACUGCAUCCUCCCUGCACUCCUGCUCCCCAACCCCUGAGGGCUCCCACCUGCCAAUGCCUGCAAAUCUCUGCGCACCGGUUUUCUCUGGUCACAGAAGCAUGCUCUGCACCUGCGCAGGCCACGCAGCCGAGGUCAGCGCCCCCACUAGCCAAGGGCGGGAGCCCGAGCACACAGAUCCAGCAUCUUUGCUCCUCAGGUGGUACAACUCAGGGGUCUACUCUGAACCUUCCGGAGCAUGCGGCAGGAUGGAAGCCUCCCCGGUGACUCACGAGGGCCACCUGCUCAUUUCUGCAGUUUUGGCUUCCCUCGCUGCCUUGUCUCACCUCCUCACCUCCUACUGCCGCUUCCCGGGGUCACCCCCCCAACUCAACAGGUGCCCUGGAAUCCCUGUCCCCGGGUCUGCUUCUGGGAACCCCAAUCUGAGAGAGCGUGUCAAGUGCUUGCCAGAGAGAAGACACUUGAUAAAUAAACGUUAGCCACUAGAUUGAAAGCUUCAUGAGGGCAGAAAGUAUCCACCGUGAUCCCAUCUCUCCUUGGGGACAGGUCCUGGCAAAGGCACCCAGUACAUAUGUGUUGAAUGAGUCAAUGAGGACGUAUUUCUUUCUGCUACCCUCUCCUUUUGGACCCUCCUGCUCCUUAACCUACUCUCCUUUCUCCCUUUAUGGAGGAAGGAUGUCCUGUGCCCAAAAUGUCCCUCUGAUUUCCCCAGAGUCCCGCUCUCAAAAUGAGCCCUCACGCCGCAUUGUGACAUCAUAGAGCACUAGCCAAUGGCUGCCCAUGGGGGGCUGGCCCCUGGCCUCCUGGGACCACCGCCCUCCAUUGAUAGGGAGAAGCCACCUUCUCCUGCACUGGACCUUAACCCUCAGGGCAGCGGCGGAGCAUGGAUCCCUCCUGAUUCUCUUCUUGGCCCGAUGAUUCUCACGGUCAAGCUGCUCCUGGGCAGGAGAUGCAGCCUGAAUGUGUCAGGGCAAGAGAGUGUGGCCAUGCUGAAGAAGCUGGUGUCAGAGCGACUGCAGGUGCCCGAGGAGCAGCAGUACCUGCUCUUCCGAGGCCAGCGUCUGGCUGAUGACAAGUGUCUCUCCGACUACUGCAUCGGGCCCAAUGCCUCCAUCAAUGUCAUCAUACGGCCCUUGGCGAAGACAGCGGCCGCGGAGGCCGGCCAGCCCCAGCCCCUGUGGCACUGUCUGGGCCUGGUCCUAGCCAAACACUUCGCGCCCCACGACACCAAGGCAGUGCUGCAGCUGCUGAGGCGGGAGCACCAGGAGCGCCUGCAGAGGAUAAGCCUGGGGGCCCUGGAGCAGCUGGUGCAGGACCUCCUGAUGGAGGCGCCCUCGGGAGAGGAGGGGCCUGAGGCUGAGACCUCGGAGCCCCAAGACAAAGAGGAGGAGGAGGAGGAGGAGGAGAAAGGGGAGGAGGACAAGGAGGAGGGGAAGGCUGAUCAGUAA
Messenger RNA from Mirounga angustirostris (Northern elephant seal), 1783 nucleotides. RefSeq names its product ubiquitin like 4B (gene UBL4B). The record is from RefSeq and is a predicted model, not a curated record. Bases 1106 to 1783 code for a protein of 225 amino acids. Gene Ontology annotation, molecular function: protein binding. NCBI's taxonomy places the organism in Eukaryota, Metazoa, Chordata, Mammalia, Carnivora, Phocidae. The transcript has a single exon.